Messenger RNA from Helianthus annuus (common sunflower), 1723 nucleotides. Its product is annotated as probable (S)-N-methylcoclaurine 3'-hydroxylase isozyme 2. NCBI's taxonomy places the organism in Eukaryota, Viridiplantae, Streptophyta, Magnoliopsida, Asterales, Asteraceae. Bases 65 to 1579 code for a protein of 504 amino acids. The transcript is spliced from 2 exons. Gene Ontology annotation, molecular function: oxidoreductase activity, acting on paired donors, with incorporation or reduction of molecular oxygen; iron ion binding; monooxygenase activity. The record is from RefSeq and is a predicted model, not a curated record.
CUUACGAUUUCUAAAAUCAUUACCAAACAAUACAAAUUCCAAAUUUCUUUUAAAAAAAACUCUGAUGAAUAUCACAAACUUUCUUAAGGAUUUUAAUCUCCCAUCCCCCCUCUUUGUUCUAUCAACAAUCCCCUUCCUUUUUUUCCUAGUGAAACAAAUUAAAUCAUUACCUUCAAAAUGCUCAAAAAAUCUCCCACCAGGUCCACCAAAGUUGCCAAUAAUUGGAAACUUGCAUCAAGUUGAUAAUAAACCUCAUGUCUCCACUGCAAACAUUGCAAGAGAAUAUGGCCCGCUCAUAUCUCUUCGCUUAGGCAAUCAACUCGUUGUCAUUGCCUCUACACCCGAGGCAGCCAUGGGAAUCCUUAAGACCCAAGACCGUUUUCUUUCCGCUCGUGUUGUGCCUACUGCAUUUCAGCAGCCAUCCCUAAUACCUCACUCCCUCAUUUGGUCGGAGUGCAACGAGACAUGGAAAAACUUAAGAACUCUUUGUCGAACAGAAAUGUUCUCGACCAAAGCCUUAGAGGCGCAAUCUAUGUUACGAGAGGAAAAGAUUGGUCAUAUGUUGGAGUUCUUGCAUAGCAAGCAAGGAGAGGCAAUUAACGUUGAGGAUGUAGUUUUUACUACAUUGUUCAACACACUAAGUUCCAUUAUUUUCGCCAAGGACUUAAUUGAUUUGAAAGAUGACUAUGGGGGUAGUAAUGAGUUGAAAGCAACACUACGUAAGAUAAUUGAGUUCGGAGGGCGUGUAAUAGAUUUUGGUUCUUUUUUUCCAAUCCUUGAGCGAUUUGAUCUUCACGGAAUAAGGAAGGGAACCCUGAAACUAUUUUCGAAGGUGUUUAGCUAUUGGGAAUACAUAAUAGAUGAAAGAAGAUCUCAAGUUAACUCUUCGACGUGGUCAUCGGAGCAAGCACACACGUUUGUGGAUCGCUUGCUAGAAAAUGGAUUUUCAAAUAAUCAGAUCCAUCAACUUGUAACGGAAUUAUUUGUAGCCGGAACAAAUACUACAACCAGUAUAGUGGUAUGGGUAAUGUCUGAGCUAGUGAGACACCAAGAAGUAAUGUUGAAAAUAGAUAAUGAGAUGAAAAGAGAAAUCAAAUCUGAUAAAAUUAACUCAUCUCAUCUAUCUAAAUUACCUUAUCUACAAGCUUGUAUCAAAGAAGCUAUGAGGUUGCACCCGCCUGUUCCUCUUCUACUUCCACAUAUGGCAACCGACACUUGUGAGGUUAUGAGUUACACAAUUCCGAAGAACACAAAAGUCUUUGUUAACCUAUGGGCAAUGGGGCGUGACCCUAACGUUUGGGACGACCCCUUUUCGUUCGAUCCUGAAAGAUUUAUGGUCACAAAAUUGGAUUUUAAAGGCCAAGACUUUGAGUUAUUGCCGUUUGGUUCGGGGAGGAGGAUGUGUCCUGGUUUGCCAUCAGGCAUUAAGAGCAUUGAAUUUAUAUUGGCAUCUUUAAUUCAUGAAUUUACUUGGGUUCUUCCAGAUGGAGUUGAUCCUUCAAAACUCAACAUGGAUAGCAAAUUUGGGAUUGCUAUGAAGAGGGAAACCCCGUUAGAGCUAAUAUUCAAAAGAAAAUAAGAAUAUCAGUGUUUAUAAUUCAUAUGAAAUUUCCUAUCAUAUUAUGUAUUUGAAAGAUAAACAAAGACUUAAAGACAACUUGCUAGGUUUACGACAUCAAUUUUUGUUGUUAUUUUCUAUUAUAUGCAAUUUCAUAAUUAAUUA